UCUGCCCUCACUAUAUAAAGCAGCAGAGACGUCGACUAGCUGGCACUCGCGGGGAGAGGACCACGCGAGCAGCAGCCAUCUCCGCGCCAGAGUCAGACGAAAUGCCAGGAAUGUUCUUCUCUGCAAACCCAAAAGAAUUGAAAGGCACGGGACAUCCACUUCCAGAUGACAAAACGCAGAAAAGGAGGCCAAAGACUUUUGGAAUGGACAUGAAAGCAUACCUGAGAUCUAUGAUCCCACAUCUGGAAUCCGGAAUGAAAUCUUCCAAGUCCAGGGACAUACUUUCUGCUGAUGAAGUGAUGCAGUGGUCUCAGUCUCUGGAAAAACUUCUUGCCAACCAAACUGGUCAAGAUGUCUUUGGAAGUUUUCUAAAGUCAGAGUUCAGUGAGGAGAAUAUUGAGUUCUGGCUGGCUUGUGAAGACUAUAAAAAAACAGAGUCUGAUCUUCUGCACUGCAAAGCAGAGAAGAUAUAUAAAGCGUUUGUGCAUUCAGAUGCUGCUAAACAAAUCAAUAUUGACUUCCAUACUCGAGAAUCUACAGCCAAGAAGAUUAAAGCAGCAACUCCUACGUGUUUUGAUGAGGCCCAAAAAGUCAUAUAUACUCUUAUGGAAAAGGACUCUUAUCCCAGGUUCCUCAAAUCAGAUAUUUACUUAAAUCUUCUAAAUGACCUUCAGGCUAAUAGCCUAAAGUGACCGGUUCCCGGCUGGAGAGACUGGAAAGAUGGUAUCAAGCACAGAAGGAAUGUGCCAUUUUGGCUCCCUGGGUGGACACUUGGCCUUUUUGGGUGACGUGAGGGGCCCAGGGGAAGAGCAAAUGGCUGCGAAUGGAUUAACACGGCAGUUGUCCAGGCGCAGAGUUGAAGCACGUGCUAGACAAAGACUGACAGACUGGAGGGAGGCACUGUGGUGCUGUCACACAAAACAGGGACUCUGUGUUAGAGAAUCCCUCGGGACCGAGAGGCCGGGUAACUCUAGUUACACAGAAACUGUCAAUAAAAGUCAUGAAACUUAUUUCAACAAGCUAUAAGCUUCAAGGUCAACUGAUAUUUAUGCUGCAUAUGAUUGUACAGUUUGCAUUGAGCUGCUGAAAUCUCAUUAACUUAGAUAACUAGUUGAAAAGGAUGUAUUUUGAAAUCACCAUUUAUUGACAAAGAUGUUAGGUGCUGUUUUGUUUGUUUUUGACUUGGAAGAAAACAGUGCAUUUAACUUAAGCUAUUGCUCUUAAAACCAUAAAGUUAGAAUAUAUUUGUAAAUUAAAUUAUUGUACUAAAAUGUGAAUUUUGUAUUAAAAAUAUAUAGAAGCAA
This is a messenger RNA of Lemur catta (Ring-tailed lemur), 1304 nucleotides long. RefSeq names its product regulator of G protein signaling 1 (gene RGS1). Bases 102 to 692 code for a protein of 196 amino acids. The record is from RefSeq and is a predicted model, not a curated record. Lineage: Eukaryota; Metazoa; Chordata; Mammalia; Primates; Lemuridae. The transcript has 5 exons.